AUGACUGAAAUGUUCCGUCAAUGUGGUAUUAUGUUCCUCGUUACAGUACACGUGUACGUCAUAGAAGCGUCACCAUGUCGUUGCUCAUCUUGUCAAACAUCGGGAGUUUCAUGCUCUAAGCCUGUCGUGUGUCCCACACCGGUCAGUUGCCCACUACAAACAUGUCCAGUACCGUCACCAUGUCCACAACCACCUCCAUGUCCGCCAUGUCUUAAUACAGUAAUACAACAACCGGUACUUGUUACUUAUCGAGUAAUAGUGCCAGUAGUACGAAAAAUUCCUAUUAUUGAAAAUACCUGCUGCAGUACUUGCGCAAUUCCGUGUAUUGCACGGAAGAAACGUGAAUUAUUAGCGGAAGAUGAAUUAUUAAUCAAUAAUAGCACCAAAUUACCAGUGAAUCCUGUAUGCAAUAGCAAAAGCUUGCAAGAAAUAAUGAGUGAAAAUAUUUCGACAACUGCUGCUGAAUCACAACGUUUAAUUCAAAAAAUAUCGGAAACUCAACUCGGUGGACAUUUCAAUGUUCUCUGCAGCAACAGCGAUCUGUCCUAUUCAGUACUUACCACUUCAAGUUUCUGCCAAUAUCAGAAGGAUAAUAUCAUAUGCUAUGCUUUUAAAAUGCCCUAA
Brugia pahangi is the source of this 624-nucleotide messenger RNA. The record is from the annotation of a GenBank genome assembly. NCBI's taxonomy places the organism in Eukaryota, Metazoa, Nematoda, Chromadorea, Rhabditida, Onchocercidae.